Penicillium taxi is the source of this 1086-nucleotide messenger RNA. RefSeq names its product ribosome biogenesis protein BRX1. Gene Ontology annotation, cellular component: nucleolus. The coding region runs from base 1 to 1086 and encodes 361 amino acids. The record is from RefSeq and is a predicted model, not a curated record. Gene Ontology annotation, molecular function: rRNA binding. Gene Ontology annotation, biological process: ribosomal large subunit assembly; rRNA processing. NCBI's taxonomy places the organism in Eukaryota, Fungi, Ascomycota, Eurotiomycetes, Eurotiales, Aspergillaceae. The transcript is spliced from 2 exons.
AUGGCGGCGGUUUACAAGACAGUUUCUAAGAAACAGGCCCGACAAGAGGCUCUGGACUCCGAUGACGAGAUGGAUGUUGAGAUGCAGGAGCUCUUAAACGAUGCGGACGACACCACCGACAGCGAAGAGGAGGAAGAACUUGAACAGGAGGAUCGUGUGGCUGCGGCCAAGAAGCUACUCGCUCAGGGUUUCAUGCCCAAAACACGUGUGCUCAUUCUGACCUCGCGAGGUGUAUCACACCGUCACCGACACCUUAUGGCAGACCUUUGCGCACUCCUUCCCCAUACUCACAAAGAGACAAAGCUUGAUACCAAGAAGAAGACUGCUGGAUAUAACCUCUUGCUGAACUCUCUCGCCGACCUGCACUCCUGCAACAUGAUUUUCUUCCUCGAGGCCCGUAAAAACGGACAAGAUCUCUACCUCUGGCUCUCACGCCCGCCCAACGGCCCUACUAUUAAGUUCCACCUUAAUAAUUUGCACACCAUGGCCGAGCUUGGCGCAGGCUUUGCGGGUAACUGCCUGAAGGGCGGCAGAGGAGUGGUAGUUUUCGAUAAGUCAUUCGAUGAGCAGGGCCCCGAUAUGAGUGCCCCCGGUACUGAAUACCGCGGUUUGAUCCGAGAGAUGCUCCGUGGUAUUUUCUGUGUUCCCAAGCGCGGUGUCAAGGGUAUGAAGCCUUUUGUCGACCGCGUUAUCGGUAUUUUCGGCGUUGAUGGAAAGAUCUGGAUUCGCGUCUACGAGAUUCGUGAGUCUGAGGCUGGAGGUAAGAAGGACGACACUGUCAAGCCAGUUCCUAAGAACAAAGACUCAGCUCUGCCCGAGGUGUCCCUGGUCGAGAUCGGCCCCCGCUUCGUUCUUACUCCCAUUGUUAUCCUUGAGGGCAGUUUCGGUGGCCCCGUGAUCUACGAGAACAAGGAAUAUGUUAGCCCUAACCAGGUCCGUCGUGAGGUCCGCAUGGGCAAGGCUGGCCGUUACUCUGCUCGUCGGGACGUGCAGACAGACCGUGAGGCCAAGCGGACGCAGUUGGGUCUUUCUGAUAACUCCUCGCGGAAACCGGAUGCUUUGGAAACUCGAAAACUAUUCGCAUAG